Messenger RNA from Labrus bergylta (ballan wrasse), 6265 nucleotides. RefSeq names its product myocyte enhancer factor 2d (gene mef2d). Gene Ontology annotation, biological process: heart development; cell differentiation; positive regulation of transcription by RNA polymerase II. The record is from RefSeq and is a predicted model, not a curated record. Lineage: Eukaryota; Metazoa; Chordata; Actinopteri; Labriformes; Labridae. Gene Ontology annotation, molecular function: protein dimerization activity; RNA polymerase II cis-regulatory region sequence-specific DNA binding; histone deacetylase binding.
ACGGGCUAAUGUCAAUGACGUUGAUCGUACACUGGGUUCACUGUAUCGCCUGGGUGGACAGUAUAGUUACUUCAACAUUAAAUGGAAUAAAAUGCCGCGGAUUCAUGUAAAUAGAGACGUCGAUUAAGCGUGAUUAAUUAAUGCUUCGUAAACAAGGCGGGUCGAUUCUGGAGCCGGUGUCAACAGGCCUGUGUUCGUUUUUUAUCAACAAUAUUUCAGGGAGAGGAGCGACGUCCUCCUUCAGCACAGCAGCUGCAGGGAAGUUUGUCACUUCAGUCCCUGUGGAACAAACCAUGAACUGAGGUCUUCUCCUCUCAAACUUCACACAUCUCUUCACCCUCUCCUCUCCUCAGUCGGAGGAUUCGACAAAGUUGCCUCGACACACCUGGUCAGAGAAAUGCGUGUGUGCGUGUUUCCUCGGAUGCUGGAUUGUGUGUGACUGUUUUUUUUUUUUUUUUUGCUGAAGUAAGAGGUCACAGGCGGCACUUCCCCUCUCACCCUCAGAGAGGGGCUUCUACACUUGACUGACUACAACAUUUGUGUCCACAACCACAAAGCAUUAUGGGUAGGAAAAAGAUUCAGAUUCAGCGGAUCACGGACGAAAGGAACAAGCAGGUGACGUUCACAAAGAGAAAGUUUGGCCUGAUGAAGAAAGCCUACGAGCUGAGUGUCUUGUGCGACUGCGAGAUCGCACUGAUCAUCUUUAAUCAUGCAAACAAGCUGUUUCAGUACGCCAGCACUGACAUGGACAAGGUUCUGCUCAAAUACACAGAGUACAACGAGCCGCACGAGAGCCGAACCAACGCAGACAUCAUCGAGACUUUGAGAAAGAAAGGCUUCAAUGGUUGUGACAGUCCCGAGCCGGACGGUGAAGACUCCAUCGACCAAAGUCCCCUUAACGACGACAAGUACCGCAAGACCACAGAGGACCUGGACGUUCUCUUCAAACGCUACGGACAAACGGCAGCUCCGCCCCAGACCUUCUCCAUGCCUGUCACAGUCCAGUCGUCCAAUCAGAGCACACUGCAAUUCAGUAACCCUGGCAACGCACUGGUAACUACCUCCUAUGUUACAUCAUCGACGCUCACAGAUACCCACCUCCUGUCGCCACAGCAGCCGGCUCUUCAGAGAAAUGCAGUGUCACCUGGGUUGCCACAGCGACCAGCCAGUGCAGGUGCUCUCCUCGGAGGCGAUCUGAAUAACUCAAACGGAGGAUGUCCAAGUCCAGUCCCUAAUGGAUACACCAGUGCCAGGGCCUCCCCAGGCCUCCUCACUGUUUCCAACGGCAACAGUCUGGGGAAAGUAGUUCCGGCCAAAUCUCCACCCCCACCUCCGAGCCCCCAGAUGGUCAACAGCCGCAAGCCAGACCUCCGAGUCAUCACCUCACAGGGCGGAAAGAGCCUCAGGCAGAUGAACGCUCAGCGGCUCGCAGCAGGAGCUCAGGUGGCUCAAAGCCUCACCACACCAGUGGUCUCUGUGGCAACACCGAGCCUCCUGGCACAAGGGCUGCCCUUCUCCGCCAUGCCCACAGUGUACAACACAGAGUACCAGCUGACAAGUGCAGACAUCACUGCUCUACACGCUCUGGCAUCACCUGGCGGUUUGUUGCCAACCAGUGUGUCCCCAUGGCAACAGCAGCAGGCUGUUUCCCAGCAACCACAGCAACAGCAGCAGCAGGCCCAGCAGCAACAACAACAACAACUUAAUCCUUCAUUACUCAGCAACUUGGUCAUGUGGGGCAUGGACAAACAGAACGAGCUGUCUAGCCAGGUGUCCAGUCUGGCUGCAAAUCUGAGUGUUGGCUCUCCGUCCAACCUGCUCUUGGGUAGAGAUGAGUGGUUGGGCCGGCCUGUGACUCACAUACCUCAAGCCAUGCUGACCGUCAGCACCAACUCGAGCGUGAGCAUCAAGUCGGAGCCCGUCUCGCCCGGCCGCGAUCGCAGCACACCCUGCCCUCCUCCAUCUUCCUCCACGCCGUCCUCGACCACAGCCGGAUCCAUCCUGACUGCGCCGCCGCAGUACCCGGGCUCCCUGCUGUGCCUGGAGCCCCCGACGGGCCGCUCACCUGCUGACAGCGUGAGCAGCAACGCCAGCUCCUUCGAAGGGAGUGAUCGUGACGACGGCGGCGCGACCGGAGGCGGAGGAGGCAACGCGGGAGGAGGAGGCGGAGCUACAGGAAGCGUUGGCCCUGCCGGCCGUAAUGUCCCGCCCGACUUUAGCCCCUCGGCCGAGCUCCUCCGGGCGUCAAACGAGCAGGAGCAGGAGGGAGGAAACAUCAAGCGCAUGAGACUGGACGCCUGGGUGACAUAGAGGCUUUGCACGCUCACUGAGGUUUUGGGGACACUCAAACACCCACAAACACACACCCACACUCAUCCUUAAAAAACCCCACUGCCCAAUCCCCCUCACCCACUGCCAUGUGACACUAUCAUCACACAUCUGCCUCUGUCCCAAAUUAUACAGCUCAGCUGCGUCACACAGACCUACAAGGCUUUGCCAAAUAACAGAAAAGAAUUCAAGAUGUUGUGGGGAUCGCGCUCUGAGAGGGACGACAGUUUUAUGCUCAGCUGGAUCUUUUUUCCCGGGUCGUCCCGUGAACAGACGAACAGUAGAUUUUGAAAGCCUUGUUGCUUGAAUGGACUCCCCCUUAUAGUCAUUUUUAUUGUUAGAACAUUUAUCUUUCACAUGGUUUCUGCAUAACCUUCAUGUAUUUACACACAGCUCUGCUACAUUGUUCGCAGUGUGAUUGGUGGCUUUGUUGUCAUUAUGGGACUUUAUGCUGUAUGACUCACUCUUUAAACCCAGCGUAGCUUGGAUUGUGUGCCGUUCAUUCUUCCAUUAAGUCACUUCAAACUGCACUUUUGGAUUAAAUCUGGACAAGUGUGAGGGCUGAGCAUAAAUAUAUCUGGCACUGGGCAAACAGACUCACACAGGGUUGUCUGAGAGACCCUGCCAGGGUGCCAAUUUUCGACCUCUCUGCAACAAGAAAAAAUGCCAAAUGCCUCUUGCAAAGUGUGCAGGGACUCAGACGGAUUAUCACUCACACUGUCUGGAAAAACUACAAGAACCAGGAACUGAUUCUUUGAAUUCUUCAGCACUAUCUCCUUAGACUGGGGGGGCUCCUCCUCCCGUUCUCUCCUCAUCUCCUCUGGAAGUUGGAUUGGAAUUUGUUGCAGCAGAAAUCCAGCCAAUCAGCACUCAGCUUAUUAUAGAGGAGUAGAUGCCAUCCAGUGAAAUGCAUAGUGAGAGUUUUUUGAGCCUUUGGUGGCUGUUUUUGAGGUAGGGACGUAUUUGGUUUUUUCAGUCCAAGUGUUCUUUAUCUGUUGGUAUUUAAAAAAAAAAAAAAAAAUGUUUUGAAGGUCUGUUAGUUGUCCAGAAGUAGGAAUUCUGACUUUGUAUAAAAAAUCACUCCUUAUACAAAAGCUUUGAUGUCCUCUUUAGCUCUCUCUAGCUCUCCUUAGCUCUUUGCCGUGUUUGGAAAAAGUGUAAGGAAAAAAGACAUUUUCUAUAUUUCUACCGCUUCAGUUGGCGACAGAGUAAAAAUAGCUUUUCAGCUUCAAACCACGUUGUAUGUACAUAUGAAUAUAUUUGCAUAGACUUUGCUAGGUAUCCCUAAAAACAAGCAAUGUGUUGAUUCUCAGUGGAUCUGUUUGCAUAUAUGAGUGUGAAAUUGAUAUGUGCAGGGGUAAACGCCACACUAGUCUGUGCUAGUGGAUCGAACUUGUUUCAGUAAACCUAUUUUAUGCUCGUGUUGAUGGUGUGUGCACUUUCUGUCCCUCACACACAAGAGGCCUGCUUGGUUGUGGUGUCAUCAUAUUCUCCUACCACACAAAAAAUAAACCCCACGAUCAAAGUGAAGUCGUCCAUAACCACCUAAACAUGGAAUGAUUAGGACACUGCCAUUCACUUGUAGUGUAGUUAAGAGAUUAAUCACUUCUUUGACGCUUAAAGAAUCAUGUUAGAUCUUUUCACAUUAAGCAGACACAGAUUUUUUGCCUUUUUUCACAUAGAAAUGAAGUCAAGAAAUUGGCUAACAAGUGCUGUGUUUGUUGUUUAAUGGUAUGUUUUUUUUAGUACAAACUGUCUGAACCAUUUCAGGUUAGUGUGUGAGUGUGUGUACACGGGUUGUUUAGUCUUCAAAUAGAAACGUUUCUCCUGAUUGCUUGACCUUUAAUCCAGUGAGACGCUGCUCAAAGUGCAGACUGGUGGUGAAAGACUGUUUACUAUCUGCUCAAACCAUCCUUCACUUUUAAAUCAGUGAAGGCGUUGUUAAGGAAGUGGACACGGCUGCUUGUCUGAACUGUUGCCCCUUCAUCGGUCACAGCAGAGUCAAACCAGCGUUUGCACCAACACCAUAAAUUUGUAGAAGAACCUCAGUGUGAUGUUUUCACACCGGUGUUGUUGUUGAUGUUUUUCCAUGAUCAGGUCAUUUUUCCGUCCCUCUUUGGACAGUGUGGAAGCUUUCCACUCUGAGGACUUCAGGUUUUUUCCUUCUGCCAAUCAUCCCCAGCAAACAUUUAAACUUUCACUCUCAAUAAUCAUGUUGGAGAAGAUUUGACUCUUAUACUGAUAAAGAAAAGAUAUCACACAAAGAUGUUGACUAACAUUUUGAGAAAUGGAGUAAAAGGAUCAGAAACAGGUUAGCUUAGCACGACACAAAGGUUUACAUUAACCCUCUUCCUAAUGUAACUAAACACACCUUGCAGGUUACCUUUAAGGGGGUGUUCAUGCCAUGUCCUUAAGUCCAUUUUACAACCAACAUUUUUAAAUAUUUUAUUCCAUCCAGUAAUGUUAUGCAAACAUUGAGAAUCUGCUGUUUUCAUUACUUCUAUUUCAGAUCUUUCCAGGGUGAAAGGUCACGCACUUCAUCACCAUAUAUAUUUAUCCAUCGCACUCAUUGGUGGUUCUCGUUCAGAAAUACACAAACGUUCUCAGUUUAUCCAAAAGCAAAAUCUGUCCUGCAAUAAUUUGAUGACUUUUUUUUAUGUUCUAUUUUGUCUCAGGUUUUUCUUGUGAAAAAUUUAAAAAACAUGCAUCAAAACAUCUGAAUGAAAACACAUGCCAAGAUAUUGUCCAUUUCUACUUGACAGUUAUUAAAGAAAAAUGUUUCCAUUUUUGAUGCUAAGCUAUGCUAACAGGCAGCUGGCUAUAGCUUAAUUUACCAUCGAGUCAUUAGAGCGGUAUCAGUUAUCUCCAACUUCCUUAAAGAAAACUAAAUGUUGAAUCAUUUCUUUUCGAGAUCUAAGCCGUUGAAAUCUCCGUCAGACAGAGCUAACGAUCUGUUUUACCUCACAGACAUUUCCAGUGAAAUUAUAAAAAAGAAUAAUUUAAUUUGUAAACUGUUUGUGUUUGUUGGCGCUGAUGGUGGACUGAAAUGUGACACCACACCGAUUGAGGUUUGUUCAUGUACAAAAAGAUUUCUCUGUCCACUCUGGCAGUGUAGUCCCAAGACAAUCUAUAUGAGAAAUGAAACCUGCACCCCUGUUACUCGUCGUGUACAAUGUUUUUUAGAAUCUCACUAUUUUUGGAUUAAUUUGUGCUGGUGACAGUUCCAUUGUCUUAUUAUUAUUAUGAUGAUGAUAUUAUUAUGGAGCUUUUAUUUUAUUGCUAUUUUGUAGGAUAGUCAACUGUUUUGAUUUCUCUCUCUCUCUCUCUCUCUCUCUUAUAUUUUCAUCCUUAUCAUAAACAUAUAGUACUGGUUUCCUUUUUUUAAACAACAUGCUGAAAAUUGCACGAUCAGUUCUUGUGGUAUUAGCAAAUGCAAUGAAGGAAAUACCAGUUAAAUGCUGCAAUUUUAAUUAAGAUAUAGAAUAUAUUUAUAAAAACGGGAAAACAACUGAAAUUAGUCAUUCAUGAAUAAUUUGAAUCAUGUAAAUGCAUGGGAUACUUGUAACAAGAAAACCUGUGUUACACACAGUAAUGAUAAAGGACAUGCAUCACAAGUGAGUUUGACAACAACUCUGAAUAAUGUAGCAUAUGAAAUACUAAAGAUGAAAUUUAUAGCUAAUAUAUUGUGUUGAGCUAGUCUGCUUUGGGUUUUUGUUGUAAAGAAAAUAUUUCUUUUUGUUGUUUUUUUGAGAAUGAUAUACAGUUUGUGUAUAUUUUCAUAUACAAAGUAUGCACUGAUAUGUUAUUAAAAUUCUAUACCGCUUUUACAAAAAAAGUGUUUGUUGUACCAAAGUAUCCAAGUCCCUUGAGACCUUACCCUUUUUGCGUAUGUUUUACCGUAUUUUAUAUAUUAAAUAGUCAAACUGAGUGAAAUGAA